Molecule: messenger RNA, 1987 nt
Organism: Acanthisitta chloris (rifleman)
Lineage: Eukaryota; Metazoa; Chordata; Aves; Passeriformes; Acanthisittidae
Gene: MCF2L2
Product: MCF.2 cell line derived transforming sequence-like 2
Exons: 15
Coding region: 44-1987 (647 amino acids)
Cellular component (GO): cytoplasm
Molecular function (GO): guanyl-nucleotide exchange factor activity
Source: RefSeq, a predicted model, not a curated record
CCAGCAAACAGAGAGCAGAUUCCUCACAAGAGUCUCCUGAGCCAUGGCAAUGGCUUCUCGGUGUCGGAAAUGUGGACAACAGGUACCCAGGAAUGCACCUUUCACCGCUGUCCGGAUAACAGAGGGGGAAAUGAAAUCUUACCAUGAUUUUAUAGGAGGAUGCGUUAGACUGGAGCGCAUGGCAAAGAGAGAUGAAAUCAUGCAGCAGGAGAUACGACCUCUGGUAGCAGUGGAUAUAAUAGAGCAGCUCCACCGGCAAUUUGCAAUCUUGUCAGGAGGAAGAGGGAAGGAUGGGGCACCCAUUAUAACAUUUCCAGAAUUUGCGGGAUUCAGUGAAAUACCUGAUGAAGAUUUUCUGAACGUGGUCACAUAUCUAACCAGCAUUCCCAGUCUGGAGGCUGCCAGCAUCGGGUUCAUCAUCAUCAUAGACAGACGGCGGGACAAAUGGAGCGCAGUCAAGGCAUCCCUGACACGGAUAGCAGGAGCAUUUCCAGGAAACCUCCAGCUGGUGUUUGUCCUGAGACCCUCCCGCUUUAUCCAAAGGGCAAUCGCUGACAUCGGCAUUAAACUCUAUCGAGAUGACUUUAAAAUGAAGGUACCGAUCAUCAUGUUAAACUCUGUCUCUGAUCUGCAUGGCUAUAUUGACAAAAGUCAGCUGACCCGGGAGCUGGGAGGGACCCUGGAGUAUGGCCACAGCCAGUGGAUCCAUCACCGAACUGCUAUUGAAAACUUUGCAAUGACAGUAAAAACAACAGCACAGAUGCUACAGACCUUCGGAACAGACCUAGCAGAGACUGAACUUCCCAACGAUGUGCAGUGCACAGAGGAGCUCCUCUCUGCACACACCGACCACCACAGCAAGCUGAAGGAUGAGCUGAAACUCGCAGUGAAGCAGGGGGCCACCCUACUGACAUGCAUUCGGGAGCCAGUCACCCGAAGUGCCAACAGCAAACUCAGUCCAGAUGAACUGGAAAAUGUGGCAACGGUAGAAAGGUUGUUGGCUCAGUUGGAUGAAACAGAAAAAGCUUUUGAUCAAUUUUGGACCAAGCAUCAUCUAAAACUAGAACAGUGCCUGCAGCUUCGACACUUUGAACAUGAUUUUAGAGAGGUAAAACUGACACUGGAUAACCUCAUGGAAGCACAGUCAGGUUUUGCUGACAUUGGAGACAGUGUGACUCGAGUGGAGCACCUCCUAAAAGAACAGAAACAUCUGGAAGAGAAAGGACAGGAACCUUUGGAAAAGGCCCAGUCCCUAGCUCUCCAUGGAGAACAGCUCAUCCAAAACAACCAUUAUGCAGUUGACUCCAUUAGACCAAAGUGUGUUGAACUCAGGCGGAUUUGUGAUGACUUUACCAAUGAGACCAAGAAAAAGUAUGAUAUUUUGGGAAAGUCUCUUGAGCUGCAUAAGCAGUUAGAUAAGGCAAGCCAAUGGUGCGAAGCUGGAAUCUACCUCUUAGCUUCCCAAGCUGUGGACAAGUGCCAGUCACAAGAGGGAGCUGAAACUGCACUCGUUGAAAUUGAGAAGUUCCUGGUAACAGCUAAGGAGCAUCAGCUCUCUAACCCGAAGGAGUUCUACAAUCAGUUUGACAUGAUCCUCACCCCUGAAAUAAAGGCCAAUGCCCAAAGAAUUGUACAAAAACUUGAAGAUGUACAAGAAAUGUUUGACAAGAGGCAAGUAAGUCUGAAGAAACUGGCAGCCAAACAGACCCGGCCAGUGCAGCCUGUUGCUCCACAUCCUGAAUCUUCCCCAAAGCGAGCAUCACCAAAGAUUACCAGACCAGCAGUAGUAGCUACCAACAGGAGGUCCACUGAAAUUUCCUGCCCUCCAAAGACCAUUUCUGAAGUAGAGUUAUCAAAAAAGAAAAGCAUUAAGAAGACUAAAGGUGGAAUUAAGAUUGAAGUGAUGCAUGAAGCUAGUCAAGGAGGAUCUAGCAGAGUCCUGGUGACGAGUGAAAGUGAUGAGAACCUGUCAACAAGGAGGAGGUAA